AUGCUUGCCAAAAAAUCGAAAAAAAUUGCUGAAGGAGAGAAAAAAAAGGACACUUGUAGUCGUUGUGAUACAUUAAAAUCAAAAAUUGAUAUGCUUGCCAAAAAAUCGAAAAAAAUUGCUGAAGGAGAGAAAAAAAAGGACACUUGUAGUCGUUGUGAUACAUUAAAAUCAAAAAUUGAUAUGCUUGCCAAAAAAUCGAAAAAAAUUGCUGAAGGAGAGAAAAAAAAGGACACUUGUAGUCGUUGUGAUACAUUAAAAUCAAAAAUUGAUAUGCUUGCCAAAAAAUCGAAAAAAAUUGCUGAAGGAGAGAAAAAAAAGGACACUUGUAGUCGUUGUGAUACAUUAAAAUCAAAAAUUGAUAUGCUUGCCAAAAAAUCGAAAAAAAUUGCUGAAGGAGAGAAAAAAAAGGACACUUGUAGUCUUGGGUUGUUGUGA
This is a messenger RNA of Stegodyphus dumicola, 435 nucleotides long. Its product is annotated as sperm-specific protein Don juan-like. The record is from RefSeq and is a predicted model, not a curated record. NCBI's taxonomy places the organism in Eukaryota, Metazoa, Arthropoda, Arachnida, Araneae, Eresidae.